This is a messenger RNA of Durio zibethinus, 2459 nucleotides long. RefSeq lists its product as uncharacterized. Lineage: Eukaryota; Viridiplantae; Streptophyta; Magnoliopsida; Malvales; Malvaceae. The record is from RefSeq and is a predicted model, not a curated record. Gene Ontology annotation, cellular component: cortical microtubule. Gene Ontology annotation, biological process: cortical microtubule organization.
UCGUGAUUAUGCAUCCACCUAAAAGCAAAAAUCUGACAACGUAGACUUUAAGUGAGAGAAAACACCGACAGCACUGGUUUCAGUUGAUCCGUCAUUCAAUAUUUCCUUUCUCUUCCCAUUUCACCCUUCUCUUUCAUCUCAUUUACACUGCUUUGCCACACUCCGCCAUUGUCGUUUUCCUCUUCCCUCCCUUCUCUUUCCCAUGUCGUUUUACAUUUCCAUAUCCUAAGCUCAACCUAACUCUUUCAAACGCUACGUUUUGAGCUGAAAAAGGCUUCGUUGAUCUGCGAGAAUAAAUUUGAGAAAGGUGAAUGAUGAAUCGGAGCUUUAGGUCUCAGCAAGAAAAGGCAAUGCAAGCGGCGGCUUUGAAACAACAGCAACAAUUAAGAGCUUCGAUGAUGAAAGAGAAAGAAGAUGAGCUCGCAUUGUUUCUCGAGAUGCGAAAACGUGAAAAAGAACAGAGUAAUCUUCUUCUUAAUCACUCCUCCGAAGGCAUCGAUGCUUCUUUAGGAUCUAAACCUGGAACUUCUCCGAUAUUUAAUCUUUCGGCACCGACAACUACUUCGGCGAGAAAGACGGGUGGUGCCGCCGAUGAUUUUCUUAAUUCUGAUAGUGAUAAAAAUGACUAUGACUGGCUUUUAACACCUCCUGGUACUCCUCUUUUUCCUUCCUUGGAGAUGGAGUCUCAAAAGACUGUAAUGAGUCAGAUUGGCAAUCCUAAGGCUCAUCCGACUGCCCUGAAAUCUAGACUAGCAAAUCCCCAGCCAGAUUCUGCUGCCAGGGGCAACUUAGCAUCAAAGCAACUGGCAUUGUCACCUGGGUUGAAUUCCACAGGGAUUCGGAGGCCCUCAUCAUCAGGGGGUCCAGGUUCGAGACCUACAACACCCACCAGACGCCCUACAUUGACUGGAGCAUCUAAACCUAUGAGAUCAUCAACACAGAAUCUCGGCCCAUUAUCAUCGACUAAGUCCUCAAUUUCUGCAACUAAGCCUAUAACAUCUGCAGCAAAGCCUGUAAUAUCUGCAACUAAACCUGCAACAAAACCUGGAACGUCCACAACUAAGCCCACAGUUUCUGCAGCCAAGACUGGAUCUUCUGCAACUAAACCUACAGUUUUUGCAAGAUCCUCCACACCAACGAGGUCCACAGCUAGGUCUUCAACACCAACUGCAAGACCUACUUUACCGUCAUCCAAACCUGUAUCAAGAGCAACCACACCAACUCGUCGACCGUCAACUCUAUCAAGUGCUCCUAAUAUAUCUGCUUCUCCAAUUAAAUUAUCUCUUUCAUUUACAAAGCCAACUUCUGCAGCAUCCAGAAAUUCUGUACCUUCACGUGCCGCCUCUCCGACAGUAAAAUCUAGAUCAUGGAAGCCUUCUGAGAUGCCUGGUUUCUCACUUGAUGCUCCACCAAAUUUAAGAACAACACUACCUGAUAGACCACUUUCAGCCACAAGAGGUAGGCCUGGAGCACCAAGUUCUCGAUCUUCUUCUGUUGAACCAGGUCCUACUGCUAGACCACGACGACAGUCAUGCUCUCCUUCAAGAGGACGCCCCCCUAACGGUGCUAUGCUGCAUGUCAGUGGGAGCUCCGUUCCUGCAGUAAGUCGUGGAUAUUCCAAAGUUAGUGACAACUUGAGCCCUGUUGUAAUUGGAACUAAAAUGGUUGAGAGGGUGAUAAACAUGCGGAAACUGGCACCACCCAAGCAAGAUGAUAAACAUUCUCCUCAUGGUAACAUGUCUGGGAAGUCUGCAUCACCAGAUAGUUCUGGCUUCGGAAGAACACUUUCAAAGAAAUCACUGGAUAUGGCUAUAAGGCAUAUGGAUAUAAGGCGAACCAUUCCUGGUAAUUUACGGCCAUUGAUGACGAAUAUUCCAGCAUCAUCAAUGUACAGUGUGAGAUCAGGUCCUACACGAAGCAGAAAUAUUAGUGUCUCGGAUUCCCCUCUUGCUACGAGCAGUAAUGGUAGUUCAGAGCUUAGUGUGAAUAACAACUGCAUAUGUUUAGAUGGGAACGAAGUAGAAGAUGAUAAUGGCAGUGAGAGAGGUGGUCGAUCUCCUGCAAGUAUGCAUGCGAGAUGAUGUUCAGGGUUUACAACCAUGAGAUGUGUCCAUAUUUUUUAAAUUCUAGGAGAUUUGACAUUUGGAAGAGAAGCAAUUUCCAGGAGGAACUAUGUCGGAAUCAGUGUUCGAAUAUCACCGUAAAGCUAACUAAUUAGAAUUGUUUACUGUUGUGUAAUUCACGGAAGGUUGUAUUGGUAGGGAAACCCAAGUAGAUGGUAAUCAUCAUUCUUCAAAUUCUACAGGGUGAGUUGUUGUGAACUAGCUUUGAAAUGAUGAAGGCUUGUUAACUGAAAGCUAGAGAUCAACUUAUCUCCCUUUACUGUUCCCAAUUGUAUUAUUGGAAUGGUUGUUUUUUUUUUUUUUUUGAGAUAAAAUUGAAUCUCAUAAAAGUAGCAG